This is a messenger RNA of Calidris pugnax (ruff), 2765 nucleotides long. RefSeq names its product trace amine-associated receptor 1-like. Gene Ontology annotation, biological process: adenylate cyclase-activating adrenergic receptor signaling pathway. Gene Ontology annotation, molecular function: trace-amine receptor activity. The transcript has 2 exons. The coding region runs from base 234 to 1235 and encodes 333 amino acids. Lineage: Eukaryota; Metazoa; Chordata; Aves; Charadriiformes; Scolopacidae. The record is from RefSeq and is a predicted model, not a curated record. Gene Ontology annotation, cellular component: membrane.
AACUGUUGUGAUGGUGAAGAGGCUCAGCUGUCUUUUGAGAUGGUCUUCAAAAGGAAGCGGCGCCACUCAAUGAGCAGAAAACAAACGAGCACCAAGAGCAGACUCGGACCCAGCCUGAGGGGAGAAAGCUCUCCCUGUAGAGAGAAGACAAAACCAGUUGUAAAUGCACCUCGGAAUUAGGAAAAACAAGUCCCUGUGCCGUGUCCCUUCCUGGAUCUGAGACCUCAGUAAGGAUGCAACUGUGCUGCGAAUCCCUAAACGGCUCUUGCAUAAGGAGCAGCUGGUCCAACAGCAUCCGUGUUCCCAUGUACCUCUUCAUGGCUGGCAUUAUUGUGGCCACAGUGGCCGGAAACUUGACGGUUAUCAUCUCCAUAUCUCAUUUCAAGCAGCUCCACACGCCCACCAACUUCCUGAUACUUUCAAUGGCUACGGUGGACUUUCUGCUGGGGCUCCUGGUCAUGCCCUGCAGCAUGGUGCGCUCCGUCGAGCACUGCUGGUAUUUUGGGGAGCUCUUCUGCAAGAUCCACACCAGCGUGGACAUCAUGCUGAGCACGGCUUCCAUCUUCCACCUUUCCUUCAUCUCCGUCGACCGCUACUACGCUGUGUGUCACCCUCUGAGGUACAAAUCCAAGAUAAACACUCGCCUGAUCCUGGUGAUGAUAGUCAUAAGCUGGACGGUCCCUGCUGCUUUUGCUUUUGGGAUGAUCUUUCUAGACCUAAACCUGCGAGGGGCAGAAGACAUUUAUACCAAUAUCCACUGUGCGGGAGGAUGCCUUGUCUUUUUUAGUGGAACUUCAGGCGUUGUGGCCUCCCUGGUGUCUUUUUACAUCCCUGGAUUUGUUAUGCUGUACAUCUACAGGAGGAUAUACUCUGUGGCCAAGAGGCAGGCGAGAUCCAUUGAUGCCAUCAGCCAAAAAAAGAUGGGAUUUGAAACGAAGCACCACAUUUCAUUCUGCAGAGAAAGGAAAGCUGCCAAGACGUUGGGCAUCAUAAUAGGAGUGUUUCUCAUUUGCUGGAGUCCGUUCUUCUUCUUUACAGCGACCAACCCAUUUAUGAAUUAUGUGACACCCCCCAUUCUCAUUGAUGCUUUGGUUUGGUUUGGGUAUUUAAAUUCUACAUUUAACCCAAUUGUUUAUGCAUUUUUUUACAUGUGGUUUCGCAGGGCAUUAAAGAUGAUUCUGUUUGGAAGAGUUUUUCAACAGGACUCUUCCAGGACUCAUUUGUUUUUAGAGUAACUUGCUUUAAAGGAUUGUGUUUGUGGCUUUGAAUUUUUUUGUCUGGAGGUUGAAUGUCCAGAUGUAAGAGCUGAAAAUGAAGGAAACACCUAUUUGUUUGCUCAUUUACCAAAACUGGUUCAAGCAUAUAAGCAACUAUUGCGCUUUACAUCGUCUUUCAUCCCAGAUGGGGAAUUAGAUGUGGUGUUUUGGUUGGAGCUAUUUAUAUGCAAUGCAUGGGAGAGCAAGACUUUAAUAAAAUUUACAGCAGAUUAUAUCUCUGCUCUUAAUCAUUAAGAAAUUAUUCCAAUUAAUUUCAUGAACAAGGGGUGUUUACAUUAAAAUAUUUAUGCGUAUUUAUUGUCCUCCAGAAAGAGCAGAAAAGCCUUUCCUUUUGCAUUUCUAGACAUCUUUGAGUAACAACCCAAAGCUUUUAAGUUUUGUCCCUCCCCUCCAGUACGUGUGCGGAGGUCAAAGCAGGCAUGGAACCAGCCCAACCAGCACGCUCCAUGGAGGGACAAUGGGAGAGAAAAGUUGUGUUGCUCCUUUUUUUUCCAUUUCAGCUGGUGCUUGUCGCUUAGGAGUUUGUCACUUCAAUGCUUUUCUGCUUGGUGAGAUCAAAAGCACGUUUAACGAGAUCAAAGACAAGGUAAAUACAAUGUUUGGAAUGAAAAGCAACAGUGAAAAGCAACAUCGAACCGAAAAUGCCAGAAAAUGAUGCUUGUCUAAUGAAUGUUUCUAUGUACAAUUUGUCUAAUGAAUGUUUCUAUGUACAAUAUUUGCCAAUUUGCAUCUGGCAGAACUUUUUUUCUAGCUUGGACAUACUGUUAUUUGGUCUGAUGGCAGUGCUGAGACAGCUGGUGAGGAAAGUGGGUCGAGAGUUGUGAAGAAAAGCUACGGUUGGGCUGAAUGGAAGGUGAAUGGGACAGGAUGGACGUGGAAAGCACCAGAAGUGGCAGAAGAAGGGCUACAGGGAUGGUUUGGGGUGAUGGCUGUCAAGGUUACAUCUGUGGACAUCCAGAUGGGAGAAGGAAGGACUGGCAAGUAAGUCAAAGACUAACACUUGGUGAAGAAGACCCACAGACUGUCAUUUUUUAAAUCUAUGACCUGGCUUUUCUAGAGUCAACUUAUCACCAAGCAGAAGGAGAUAACACCUCUGACCUGAGGCUGUGACAUCUGGUUGGACUAUGAAGGACCAGUCCUGGGGAUGGACAGGAGAGGAUUAUGACCUGAGAAGGGACCACGGAGAGAAACUGAUGACUCUGUCCUGAAGAGCAAUGCUCAGCAGCAAAUUAUGCCCUCUGUUGAUGUUGUUUGUGUAAGUGCACAUCAUACGUGGAUCUCCUCUUCCUUUUCUGUGUGUUGUAGAGCAAUGAAACAUUCUCUGCUGUAGAGCAUAAAAGCUGAAUGAUGCGACAUUUCAGCAGAGAAAAACAUGAGGAUCUGAGACUGUCUCUUUUACCGUUUCAUUGUAAGUUUGCACUCUCCAAAAUGACCUAAAACCGAACAAAACGCCACCUUGUGCUGUGGAAGGUAUCCCUUGUGAGUGAA